This is a messenger RNA of Caenorhabditis briggsae, 441 nucleotides long. It is a transcript of the gene Cbr-mif-3, whose product is annotated as Protein CBR-MIF-3. The transcript is spliced from 3 exons. Gene Ontology annotation, molecular function: cytokine activity; phenylpyruvate tautomerase activity. The coding region runs from base 1 to 441 and encodes 146 amino acids. Lineage: Eukaryota; Metazoa; Nematoda; Chromadorea; Rhabditida; Rhabditidae. The record is from RefSeq and is a predicted model, not a curated record.
AUGCCUGUCAUCAAAGUGCAAACGAACCAUAAAAAGGUUUCGGAUGGGUUUGAGGUCCGUCUCGCAGUGCACAUGGCAAAAGUGAUGCAACGACCGGAGAGUCAGAUUUUUCUGACGGUCGAUACCAAUUCUCGCAUGACACGUGGCAAGCUGACGGACCCACUGGCGAUUCUCGAAGUCUCCACAUCCACUGUCCUCACUCCGUUGCUCACUGAAGAGUACACCGUGGCAAUUUGUGAAUUCUUCCAACAAGAACUUUUACUGGAUGCCGACGCCGUCCUUAUCAAUUAUCGAUCGUUGAGCCCUGAGCUCAUCGGAUACAACGGACACAUUCUCACUGAAAACCGCCCAUUCAUUACGAGAGAUCGAGCAAUCGUCAUUCUUGGUCUUCUCGCUAUCGGAUUCGCCGCAUUCAUUCUUCCAUUUUUCAAAUAUAUUUGA